AUGACAUCAAAAAGCAAAAUUGUUCAGUACUCUGACAGUGAAACAGAUGAUGACGACAUAUAUGAUUGCAAUGAAAAAGAUCUAGGCAAAAUUCAGAGCAGAAAAAGGAAGAUUGAAUCGCAUCAAGCCUCUAGUUGUAGUGAUGAAGAUCGUGACAGCGGCAGCGAGGAAGAAAAUUUCAAGAAAAGCAACAAGGAAAAGAGGAAAAUGCUGCUUCCCAUCCCAAAUGAUGUUCUUUCAAUGUUCAAAGAUGUCGCAAGCAGUGAGGAAUCAGCUGAUGAUCACAAAGGACGGAUAAGAUCAUUUGCUCACGAAGAAGGCAACUGGGCAUCAUAUGUUUUCAUACCAGCCAAGCUAUCAAAUAGUCAAAAGGCCCUUAUCAAAUCGUUGGUUGAUAGGGCAAGGAAAACAUUUUCAAAGUUUGAACAAAUAGACAAUAAGGCCAUUCACAUAACACUUUCAAAAACAGUAUCUCUGAGACACUAUUGGAUAGAGCCAUUGGUUGACCAGCUUAAAGAUUUGCUGUCUAAUACACAAAGGUGAGUGUUUAAUGCACAAAGGUUGAUGAUAUUUUCGUUCCUCAGCCUGUUAAUGUUAUGAAG
Messenger RNA from Rhopilema esculentum, 602 nucleotides. The record is from RefSeq and is a predicted model, not a curated record. NCBI's taxonomy places the organism in Eukaryota, Metazoa, Cnidaria, Scyphozoa, Rhizostomeae, Rhizostomatidae.